AUGGUGUUGGGCUGUUUGCCUCCGUUCGUUGUGGAGCGAGGUAUGCGCCUUAAUGAGAACAAGAUUGCCUAUGCUGACCUCCAUAAAACAGGUUCCAUUGAGGCCAAUUGUGCACGAGACCGCUUGCUUCUUAGAAAGCAGAAGAGUGUUGCUGUCCCACGUGGAGCGAGGAAAGAGGUUGAGGUUCCCGUCAUCAAGCACGUCGACGCAGAGGAGGUCAUCCACGUGGAGAAGAAGGUGGAGGUACCUCAAGUUCAGGUGGUCGAGAAAGUGGUUGAGGUGCCUCAGAUGGAGUCGGUGGAGGGGCGCGACCUCAUUGAGUACAUCCGCCUCCCUCCAGAGCGGCGCCAGGCUGCACGCGAGUUCGAGGCUGUGGAGGAGGUGGGAGAAGAGCUGCCUUUGGAAAUCGCGGAGCCGACGGUGGAGCAGCGCGGGGAGUGGACCUGGCGGAUCAUGCACAUAGGAGGUAAUCUGGUGUAA
Molecule: messenger RNA, 480 nt
Organism: Symbiodinium natans
Lineage: Eukaryota; Dinophyceae; Suessiales; Symbiodiniaceae
Source: the annotation of a GenBank genome assembly